UUGUUUAUGGUCGCACAAUAUAAUUUAUAAUCGUUUCUCCGAUCAUACUAAAUUAUUUUGCUAAUAAAAUUUUUUAUAAGAUUAUUUUGGAGUUGUGCAUUGAGUUUUACGCAAUAUAUAGAGUAAUGCUAAGUUUUUAGGGUUGUGUGGUGAUAUUAAUUGAAAUGUAUAAUAUGCAUAAAUUUUUCCUUUGUUUUUGGAUCAGCCAUUUAAAAUUAAGAUUGAUAUAUACUAAUAAUACACAAUCAUAUCCAAAAACGAAAGAUCUCUUCAAACAUGUCAUUUUUACAUCCAAAAAGUUCUUUCAUUUCGUUAAAUAUAUUGUCUUGUUAGUACAGGUGGUAAUCUUGCUCAGUUCAUCAAAGGUUGAUACUUGAUGGCUAUGGUGAUCUGUAAUUCGGAAGUCAAAAUUGAAAUCAAUUUUCCAAUGGAAAUAAUUGAAAGCAUACUGUUAAGAUCACAGGCAAAAUCUGUGGUACGGUUCAAGUGUGUUUGCAAAUCUUGGUUAUCCCUAAUAAGCAACCCAAUCUUCAUGAAAGACCACCACAAACGACAAGUAACUCAUACCAUCCAGGCUGUUGGAAGAUUUGGAGGAAUGGUGUGCUCAUCUCAUAGCUCGAAACACUUUGAUCAGAUUUCAUCAAACAUAUUCCCUAAUGACAAGUAUAAGAUGGAGAAUCCACACAUGGCCUUUGUGGGUUGUGAUCAUGGUGUGGUUUGUUUGGUAGACAAUUUUACUCAUGUUUACCUUUGGAACCCUGCAAUUGGAAAUCAUAAAAAACUCCCCGAAUCUCAUCCUCUUAAGGGUAUUUGUAAGUCUCAGACUUUGUUUGGAUUUGGAUACGAACCUCUAACCAAUGAUUUCAAAGUGGUGGCUGCGCGUUCAUGUGAAGGUAACCACAUUUUGUUGGAUGAUAGAAAACUUUGGGUGUUUCAGAAGUUCUUUAUAAGAGGUGAACAAAUUGCAGUAUAUAGUUUGAAAAACAACUCAUGGAAAAGUUUGGUUAUGCCUGAUUUAUUCUCUAUCGAUCAACAUGAUGGUGACAAAGGCGAUACCAAGUUAUUUACAUCUGUAUGUUACAUGGUGUCUGUUGUUGUUAGUGGCUCUAUUCAUUGGCUAAUCUCUUUCGAACAAAGACGUUCUUCUUCUGUAGAGAAGCUUGGGAUAGUUGCGUUUGAUCUAAGUAGUGAGGAAUUUAAGCUCAUUACACCCCCUUCAACUUUAAAUGAUAAAAGAAUUUGGAAUACAAGUAUUUGUAACUUGAGUGGCUGCCUAUCUUUGAUCACAACACCAGGUCCAUCAUCAUGUAUUGACAUAUGGGUCAUGAAGAAGUAUGGUAUGAGUGAUUCUUGGGCUAAAUAUAUAUCUGUGGACUUAGGUAACCAACUAGUGAAAUCUUUUCCAUUAGGUGUAUCACAGAAUGGUAACCUCUUACUUGAAUCAACAAGUGUUGGAGAGCUAAGAAAAGACCGGUAUACUUCCAUUUAUGAUCCCAAGAGUAAGACUAUCCAACAUGUAGGCAAAGGAGAGCGAGGCUCCAAGCCCAACUUUGCAACUUAUGCUGAGAGUAUCUUUCUAAGUUAGACUUUAUUUCUCUUAAUUCUAGUAGUGUUGUGUUGUUUUGUUUACUUUGUGUUUAUUAGUUUAUCAUGCUUACUUUUCUAUAUUUUUGUUUUCUUCUUUAUAUAAUGAAGUUUUACAAUUGUG
This is a messenger RNA of Cannabis sativa, 1708 nucleotides long. Its product is annotated as F-box/kelch-repeat protein At3g23880. Gene Ontology annotation, molecular function: protein binding. The record is from RefSeq and is a predicted model, not a curated record. The coding region runs from base 377 to 1585 and encodes 402 amino acids. Lineage: Eukaryota; Viridiplantae; Streptophyta; Magnoliopsida; Rosales; Cannabaceae. The transcript is spliced from 3 exons.